This is a messenger RNA of Opisthorchis viverrini, 1164 nucleotides long. RefSeq lists its product as hypothetical. Bases 1 to 915 code for a protein of 304 amino acids. The record is from RefSeq and is a predicted model, not a curated record. NCBI's taxonomy places the organism in Eukaryota, Metazoa, Platyhelminthes, Trematoda, Opisthorchiida, Opisthorchiidae. The transcript is spliced from 4 exons. Gene Ontology annotation, molecular function: lipid binding.
AUGCCGUUCUUUGAGCUCGGUGAAGUCAGACUCCCCACAGACGACGAUUUUGAAUACUUCAAGUCCAUGGUUCUGGACACAAGCCAGUGGAAGAAACAUCAUAGCAAAAAGAAGGUGCAAGUCUUCACGCGGUCCACAAGCGUUUCUAGCUUCAAAAUGAUCAAGAAUUCUGUCACCUUUGGAAAUCAGGUUAUUGCCUCUUUACCAGAUGUUUCAGCCGACGUGAUGUAUGAUACCCUGCAUGAUUCGAUUUACCGUGGAUCUUGGGAUAAGACGAUGAAAGAAGGACAUGAAAUUUGCCGGAUCAGCCCAAACAGUGUGAUUGAUUACCAUGCCAGUAACUUACACCUUUUUCCCUUUAAUCCCGUGUUUCCCUCCUUUCUUAGUCAAAGCCCCUUUCGCGUUUGCCAACCGCGACUUUGUGAUGAAUCGUAUAUGGCGAAUUUCCGGCGACGAGUUUAUUAUUCUCAAUCGCUCCGUGUUUCACAAACCCCUCCAAAGAAAGAAUACAUCCGAGGGAUUUGCUUCCUCACUGGUUAUCUGAUAAGGAGAACAGGACCGCGCUCAUGUGACUUCUAUUAUAUCACCCAGAAUGAUCCUCGAGGUAUCAUUCCAGCUUGGGCUAUCAAUCUUGGUACGAAAUCCCUCGCGCCGAGUAUUAUGAGGUCUCUUCACCGAGCCGCUUUGAACUAUCCUGCGUGGAAAGACCAGCAUGAUCCGGACUUCAUGCCAUGGCGGUACACGAACCAGCAGUCCGGCCUAAGUCCCCCGCUCGAUAUGAACGAUAUUCUCAAGGAACCGGACUUCUGCCGCACGGAAAUCGACGAAAGUAACGUCAGUGAGGCAGCAGCUUUGAAAGAGGUCGCAGCUGAACAAACAAAUGAUUCCGGAGACGACAUGCUAAACGACGAAUGACUUUGUUUUAUCUGUUUUUCUCAACUGUGUGCACGGGUCGGAUUUCGGUCAUCAUUCCGUUCUUCCAUUCCUUUAAGUGCCUUCUCUCUCUCUGCAUAUCAUUCAUUUUUAUUGUCCGAGAGAAACUGUUUGGAUCUAGCUGUUUUGAUCACGGUUUGACACUUUUUCAGGCUAUUUUUCGUUAAUAUUUCAUUGACUGGUCAGCUACAGGGAUAGAUUUCUUAAUAAAUUUGGUUUGCCUUUGCUGUU